This is a messenger RNA of Tachysurus vachellii, 611 nucleotides long. RefSeq names its product neural retina leucine zipper (gene nrl). Gene Ontology annotation, molecular function: RNA polymerase II cis-regulatory region sequence-specific DNA binding; DNA-binding transcription factor activity, RNA polymerase II-specific. Gene Ontology annotation, biological process: regulation of transcription by RNA polymerase II. Gene Ontology annotation, cellular component: nucleus. The transcript is spliced from 3 exons. Bases 129 to 581 code for a protein of 150 amino acids. The record is from RefSeq and is a predicted model, not a curated record. Lineage: Eukaryota; Metazoa; Chordata; Actinopteri; Siluriformes; Bagridae.
AGCAUUGCUGUCAGUCCCAAACAGGGCUUUGGACCACCAGCUGAAUCUCUAUCUGAGAGUGACGCUCAAUACACAUUAGAGAAACUGAUAAACCAAAAACUCCCCAGUUGUAUUAGCAAGUGGCGGAUAUGUCAUCGCCUUCCAUCCCUCUUCCUCCAUUGCCCCCCAGCCCCCUGGCCAUGGAGUACCUAAAUGACUUCGACCUGCUCAAGUUUGAGUCUGGGUUGCAUGAGCGCUUUUCAGACGAGCAGCUCGUGAGUCUGUCUGUGCGCGAGCUGAACAGGCACCUGCGUGGCGUGAGCAAAGACGAGGUGGUGCGUCUGAAGCAAAAACGUCGCACUCUGAAGAACCGAGGCUAUGCUCAAUCGUGCCGAUACAAACGCCUCCAGCACCGGCAUGCACUUGAGUCUGAGAAACACAUCCUCACACAGCAGCUGGAGCAGCUACAGUGUGAGCUGUCCCGUGUGCUAAGAGAGCGAGACGCCUACAAGGCUCGUUACGAGAAGCUUGUUAACUCCAGCGAGGCCCCACCCACUCAGACCAACAAUCCAACGUCUCCUCCCACAGACUAUUUCCUCUGAAAGGAAAGCAGGAAAACAAACGGACAAACU